Messenger RNA from Aspergillus ochraceoroseus IBT 24754, 1690 nucleotides. RefSeq lists its product as uncharacterized. The coding region runs from base 382 to 1461 and encodes 359 amino acids. NCBI's taxonomy places the organism in Eukaryota, Fungi, Ascomycota, Eurotiomycetes, Eurotiales, Aspergillaceae. The transcript is spliced from 3 exons. The record is from RefSeq and is a predicted model, not a curated record.
UGGAGAGGCUGGAUUUAACGAACUAUGAGAAGGUAAGUAGAACGAGGUGGGUGCUUGUUGGGGAGCAGGCUGGAGGGAGAUGGGAAGAGUUUGAUCUGUGGCCAUGAUUUGGAUGCCUUUUUUUUUUUGAGUGUUUGUAGAGCUGUAAUCUACAAAGAACGUAGCAAAUGUGUUGUGUUUCUGUGUUAUUUACGGCGGAGGAGCAGGCAGACAAAGGGACAAAGAGCAUUAUUCAAUCCCGAUUGUGUUUCCCUCAUUUUACUAGACCUCUAGAGCAAUUAUUGCCCUCUUGAUUACCCUACUUCUCAAUUCAUUUACCAAGAGACUGCUUACAGCCACGGGUUGAGUUCAACUGCAAUCGUUUUCAGUCGGACGGAAAUAAUGACCCUCAUGGGAAUACAACCGGUUGGCGCAGCAGACAAACAAGUCCAACCCCCCCAACCUCCAGCAGACGACGACAGAACAGAGACAGACAUCUCCUCCUCCUACCGUCCUAGAAGCAACUCCCCCGUGCAAGGCGAUUAUUCCCAGGGCUCCAACGUUCCCGAACCCAAGCCAAGCGUGUCUGAGAUCCGCAAGACAGCCGAAGCGGCAGAGGAGGAGGACCAGGACAGACAAACCACUAGGCGGUCAUCUCGCGCACGCAAGCCACCGACGGGUACCUUGGCUCCGAUGGAGUCCGGUCAGGCAAGCAAGCCCAAGUUGACGCCUGCGUGUGGGAGCUGCAGACAGUCCAAGGUCCGUUGUGUCCAUCGGAGCAUUAUGUCUGAGGGUGAGACAGAAGACGCGACAGGAACGGUGUCGUCCAUGAAACGGAAACGGGAUUCCGGUGCGAGUUUCAAUAUCUCGAGGGACCAGGGCUCGGUCGAUCGCGACAGUGGUAGUGGAUCUUCAUUCGACGAGGGCAGCAAUGAGUUGUCGUCGCCGUUGGCUAAGAAAGCGCUCCGUCGAGUACGGUGGAAGCCAGAGGAAGGUGAGGAGGAAGAAGAAGAAGAAGAAGAGAAGUCUAGUUCUUUGUCUGCGUCCGAAGGCGAGCGCGAGAUGCCAGGCUCGCAGGGCAGCGUGCAUGAGCAUCAUCGCCGGGUCCAAGCCACAGGGUCCGCAGGGAAUGAAUUGCGAGAAUCGCCAGAUUCAACUGGGCCCUUCAAGCAUGCCACGUCGGAGACGUCUCGACGCCAGCCGCGGCGGCCUAGCGGAAAACAGCGUGUGAAGAUGGAAACGCCAGAUCUUGAUUCUGGUGGCCAGACGAACGUGCAAGGCAGCGAGGAGCGAAGGUUUCUGCCUUUCCCCCUGGAUAACCUGAGAGGAUCUGCGCAAUUGUCUGUUCACUCUGUGUUUAGCCAGGAGCUACAGCAGCGAUUAGAGGAGUGUGAGAGUCGGUGGCAUGCCGCGAUUGAAUCUCUUCAUGUUGCCAAGCGGGCACUGGACGACUGGGUAGAGGCAUGGCAAAGGGGGCUUUGAAUGUGUGCUGGGGAACUGGGAAGCAGGGAAGCAAUCCUCCAUUUUAGUACUCCGUACUAAACCCAUGCUGGAUUGGAACCCUGUGUGGAAAGGAAUGAAGUAUCAUUCCGCUAGGGUUGGCAAUUAAGGAUAACGCGGCGACAAUAAAUGACCUAACACUGGCCUGUCACAGACAUGCAUACAGUAAAGCAGAAAUCACAAAUUGCUUGCUGUACAGUAUACCAUGUAU